ACUCCUGUCCUGCGAAUGAACCACACCGCACGGCUCACGUCGACCAGACCACUCCUGAAAAGCAAGCGAAUUGAAAUGGCGCCAAGUUCGCCGCGCCUCCUCGUGGCCGUGGUGGCGGCGCUUCUACACGCCGCCGCCGCCGUGGCAGCCGGCAACGGAGGGCCCCUGACGCGCUACGAUCGUGUUUUCAGCUUUGGCGACUCCCUCACCGACACCGGGAACGCGCUGCACCUCUCAGCAACCGCCGGCGGACCAGCGAGCCGUCCGCCGUACGGCGAGACUUUCUUCCGUCGCCCUACCGGCCGCUCCUCCGACGGCCGCCUCGUCAUCGACUUCCUCGUCGAGGCGCUGGGCGUACCUCACCCGACGCCGUACCUCGCCGGCAAGACGGCGGCGGAUUUCCGGCGCGGCGUGAACUUCGCGUUCGGCGGGGCGACGGCGCUCGACCUGCACUUCUUCGAGAGCAGAGGAUUGAUGUCGUUCGUGCCGGUUUCGCUUAGGAACCAGACCGUCUGGUUCAACGACGUUGUACGACGUGUUGGCGCAGAGCCAGAGCAGAGGAAGAGCAUGGCCACCUCCGUCUUCCUCGUCGGAGAGAUCGGAGUCAACGACUACUUCAUCGGCCUCAACGAGAACCGCACCGUCGGCGAGGUGCACACCUUCGUGCCUCACGUCGUCAGUGCCAUCCGUUCGGUCAUCACCGACGUGAUCGCCGCCGGAGCAAGCACGGUGGUGGUGCCGGGGAUGAUACCGCUGGGCUGCGAGCCGCAGCUGCUCACGCUCUACAGAGGCAGCGUCGACGCCGCCGGGUAUGACCGGGGGUCCGGCUGCAUCAGGAGUCUCAACGGCCUCGCCGAGCUGCACAACCGCGAGCUGCGCCGCGUGCUCGGGGGCCUCCGGCGAGCGCACCCCGGCACGACCAUCGUCUACGCGGACCUCUACCGUGCGGUCACCGACAUCAUCGUGUCGCCGCGCGAAUACGGUUUCGGGCACAGGCCGCUGGACGCGUGCUGUGGUGGUGGCGGCGGCGCGUACAACUACGACGACGCUGCGUUCUGCGGCGCGGCGCGGGCGGCGGCGUGCGCGGACCCGUCUGAGUACGUCUCCUGGGAUGGGGUGCACUACACGGACGCCGCCAACAGGCUCAUCGCCUGCAGCGUGCUCGACGGGUCUCACUCCCACGGCGCCGACGCCAUGACGCUGUCCAACUCAUCGGCCACAAUGGAGGAUUGGCUUCACAGGAUCGGCUGCGUCGUCUAGCCAGCUACUCCCUUUGUUAUCUAUCAUCAUCGUUAGUGUGUGUACUAUAAGUUUCUAUUUAUUUUGAGCUUUGAUUCUGGAUUCUGCAUAUGAAAGACAAAGCUCAAAUAACCAGAAACUUUAGGGUAACUCUAAAAGUCUUAUUAUAUUCUUUCCUAUUGAUGGGAAUAUGGAUUUUGAUAAAAAGAUCCAAUCAAAUAAUUUCUUCAACUAGAUCUCUAAACAUUUCCAGCUCUA
Molecule: messenger RNA, 1497 nt
Organism: Sorghum bicolor (sorghum)
Lineage: Eukaryota; Viridiplantae; Streptophyta; Magnoliopsida; Poales; Poaceae
Product: GDSL esterase/lipase At5g45910
Exons: 3
Coding region: 16-1260 (414 amino acids)
Molecular function (GO): hydrolase activity, acting on ester bonds
Source: RefSeq, a predicted model, not a curated record